Lobosporangium transversale is the source of this 869-nucleotide messenger RNA. RefSeq lists its product as hypothetical. Gene Ontology annotation, cellular component: mediator complex. The coding region runs from base 73 to 843 and encodes 256 amino acids. Gene Ontology annotation, biological process: regulation of transcription by RNA polymerase II. The transcript has 2 exons. NCBI's taxonomy places the organism in Eukaryota, Fungi, Mortierellomycota, Mortierellomycetes, Mortierellales, Mortierellaceae. Gene Ontology annotation, molecular function: transcription coregulator activity. The record is from RefSeq and is a predicted model, not a curated record.
GGCGAACAAAGCAGAAAAGACGCAGUAAUAACCAUUACAGGAAUAUUAAUUAUUUUAUAGAAAAAAAAAGCCAUGGAAGACACAAAUAUGGCUAGCCCUCCUGGAUCAUCCCAUCCUUCUUCUUCGCUUGCAUCUGAUGCAACAGAAUAUUCUGAUUCACAAUCACAAUCACAAUCACAAUCACAAUCACGAUCGCAGACAACAACAGCACGUUCAAAAUCAAAGCCAAGGCGAACUGUAAAUGAUGGAUAUAUAUAUCAAGCUUAUGAUGAUUAUACACGUCGCAAAAAGAACCAAGAUGAUACAGACGGCGUUGAUUCGAUCUUGAAAGAAGAUAAUAAUCAGACCAGUGCAACCCGAAUUCUAGAGCUUCGUGGACUCGAAAGGAGAAUCGUUCAACUUCUUGAGACAGCAGGACAGGCGAUCCAAAUCUUGAGCGGUGAUGAUGACGAAGAAGAAGAGAACGAAGAAGUCGGAAAACGUCUUUUAGCUGCAACCUCGCUUUCACCGGAAGCGCGCAAAGCCAUGGUUCAGGAAUAUGCAGAUGAGCGGGCCAAGAAGUUUGAAACAUUAGCUACAGGAUAUGCUACACUUGUGGAUGAGAUCCAGUCAGGAUUAAGGCGACAAUUUCAUUAUCUGACCAAAGCUGGCAUCUCAUCUUCACAAGUGCCAUUCAAAAACGUAGUUUAUGGCGAGGAAAAGGAACUGGAUACAUGGUUGAAUGCUGCAGAUUUAUUAAAGCAGAGCACAAAUGAGCUUAUUGCAAAGAUCAAUCGCGAAUUGUUAUCUUCAGUAAAUGAACAACAGAACUCGACAUCAGCAGACUCAGCAGUAGUGCCAUGAAGGAAAAAAAAGAAAAAAAAAGGAAC